Chiloscyllium plagiosum (whitespotted bambooshark) is the source of this 1095-nucleotide messenger RNA. The record is from RefSeq and is a predicted model, not a curated record. Lineage: Eukaryota; Metazoa; Chordata; Chondrichthyes; Orectolobiformes; Hemiscylliidae.
GGCGGGCACAGAUUCAGGCAGCGCGAUGGGACAUUGGUUGGUUUGGUGUCUGUACCUUUGGGCCGCUCGGCCCUUCCUGGUCUCUGCUGUGUGUCCUCCGGAGCCGGGCUGGAGGCUGCCGUGUGGCCUGGCCACUAUCAACAGCACUGAGUGCAUCAAGCAGGGCUGCUGCUUUCAGUCCCCGAGUCUCAGUGGGCAAUCCUGUUUCUACAACCUGAGAGACAGCCCAGUGUGCACAGCAGAUGGUCAGUUCAUUGUAGCAAUCACCAGGAACCUGACCCAUCCUGCCCUCAACCUGUCCUCUCUGUACGUGAAAGAUGGACAUGAAGCUGAGUGCAGGCCUAAGCUCAUCACAGCGGAACUUGUAGCCUUUCGCUUCCCAAUUACCUCUUGUGGAUCAACGCAGUGGACGGGCCAGCUCCCUAUUAAACAGUGUCUUCCCUUGCAGGAGGAGAAUGGGAGCUUUGUGUAUGAAACGGAUGUCUUGGGGAAGAGGAUGAUUCAGACAGGGCCACUGGGCUCAAUAACCCGGGACAGCACCUUCAGCCUGCACAUCCGGUGCAAGUACAAGGGGGAGCAUGAGGCAGGCUUACAAAUCAAUGUCUCAGUUUACACCCUCCCUCCACCACUAGCUGCUUCUGAAGAUGGGAUCCUGAGGCUGGAGCUGCGAAUAGCAACAGAUGGCAGCUACAGCUGGUGGUACAGGGACAGUGACUACCCCAUUCAGAGAAUCCUUCAGGAGUCGGUGUUUGUUGAGGUUCAUGUGAAGGAUCGCACUGACCCAAUGAUAGUCCUGAGAUUGCGUGACUGCUGGGCAACCCCUGUACCAGCCCCUGACCAUGAGGUGCAGUGGAGUCUCCUGGUGGAUGGGUGUCCCUAUGAAGGUGAUGACUAUCUGACCCUCCUACACCCAGUAGGUGUCUCUUCUGGCCUGCAGUUCCCAACCCAUCACAAGCGGUUUGAAGUGAAGACGUUUGUUUUCUUGGAUGGAGUGUCUGAGCAGCCCCUCUCUGGACAGGUUUACUUGCACUGCAGUGCUGAGGUUUGCUCUCCCUCUGCUCAGGAUGACUGUACAACCAGAUGUGGUCCAAGUGA